AUGCAGGGUCAAGCAAACCACUUCCGUCUCUUUGCCGGCGCACGCUCUGACUACGGUAUUAACCGAUACAUUGAGGAGACGAAGCGUCUUUACUCUGUUCUCGAGUCUCGUCUCCAAGAGAGCCCUUACCUCGCAGGUGACAAGUACACCAUUGCUGAUAUUGCGAACUUUUCCUGGGUUCGGGGUGCUCCCAACUCGUUGGAAAUUGAUUUGGCCGAAUUCCCCGCUGUGAAGAAGUGGGUUGAUGAGAUCAAUAAGCGUGCUGCUGUGCAGAAGGGUGUGGAUGUUCCCUCUACUGGCAGGACUCCUGAGCAGAUGGCUGAGUUGUUCGCAAACUGUCGCGCUAAGAUUGAUGGCAUGACCAACUCGGACAAGCACUAA
Molecule: messenger RNA, 381 nt
Organism: Penicillium nucicola
Lineage: Eukaryota; Fungi; Ascomycota; Eurotiomycetes; Eurotiales; Aspergillaceae
Exons: 2
Coding region: 1-381 (126 amino acids)
Source: RefSeq, a predicted model, not a curated record